ACAUCCGCGAAGCGCGGCCAAAGUUCGCGCGCCGCAUUUCUUAAGCUCUCCGGCGUUUGUAUUAUUUUUUUUGCUACACUUUUGUUUACGCUUUUCUUAGGGGGAUUUCCUUUCGCUUCGCAGCAUUAUUGUUCCGCUGGACCGACGGACGGACGGCGGCGUUGAUCUCUCGUUGUUCUCAAAGUCGCGGACUCUUCUUACCGAGUGAUCUUGACGCUAGGCGCUCGACCGGGCAGAAUCAGUGGUGCACAGUAGCUUGUUCUCCGUCCAGGCGUUACUAAUUAGAUUCGCGGUGCAAUAGAAUAGGAUCGGUGAAGUGGAAACAGAUCGAUAGACUGGAACCUGUAGGGGGGCGAAGUUGCCAGUGUUGGAUCGGUCUACCAGUGAAACUCUGUGCGAGAAGGUGUAAUUGAAAUUCGGUGAUCAUAGUUGGCGUGUGAAUUUAUUGUGACAUCGGCGGAGAAAAGAAAGGCAUUUCCGAGUUUGACGGUGAAAGAGCUUCUUCGCCUGGAACCGAGACCUGCUGCACCGAUCGACACGUAACUCACGGAAGAAGGGCUAGCUAUCCGUAAUCUGUGUACCGAGCAAGGUACAGACGCAGGAUGUCGUCCUGCGCUUGUCCGAUGGGCCCGCCGGUAGGGGCCACACUAGCUGCACUUUGCGGGGGAUCACAGUACAUGCUGUUCAUGGGGUUGCUGGAGGUGUUUAUUCGGUCCCAGUGCGAUCUGGAGGACCCAUGCGGACGGAUGAAGUCUAAAACAUCCAGGAAUACAGACUACGAGUAUGAUUUCAUUGUUGUGGGUGGUGGUUCGGGAGGAUCGGUGAUGGCGUCGCGGUUAUCGGAGAUCAAAAACUGGAAGGUGUUACUGAUAGAAGCGGGUCCAGACGAACCGACGGGGGCUCAAAUCCCGUCCAUGUUUCUCAACUAUAUCGGCAGCGAUAUCGAUUGGAAGUUCAACACUGAGCCCGAACAGCACGCUUGUUUAGGAUCUCCCGAACAACGAUGCUACUGGCCUAGGGGUAAGGUCCUGGGUGGAACGUCAGUAAUGAACGGUAUGAUGUAUAUUCGUGGAAAUCCGGUGGACUACGAUGACUGGGAAGCAAUGGGCAAUCCUGGCUGGAAGUGGAAGGACGUUCUGCCAUACUUCCUCAAGUCGGAGGAUAACCAACAAAUUAACGAAGUCGAUAGCAAGUUCCACACAACAGGAGGUCUACUGCCAGUUUCCAAAUUCCCUUACAAUCCACCAUUCUCGUAUGCUGUGCUUAAAGGAGGCGAAGAAUUAGGUUAUACGGUGCAGGAUCUUAACGGAGCAAACACGACUGGAUUUAUGAUUGCUCAAACUACCAGUAAAAACGGUAUUCGACACAGUGCCGCGAGAGCUUUCCUACGCCCAGCCGUCGACCGACAAAAUUUACAUAUUUUGCUAAACACAACUGUCACUAAAGUGCUGGUACAUCCAACCUCCAAAACUGCCCACGGAGUCGAAAUUAUCGACGAUGAUGGUCACAUGAGAAAGAUUCUGGUAAAGAAGGAAGUCAUCGUUUGCGGAGGUACAGUAAACUCUCCACAAAUUCUUAUGCUCAGUGGAAUCGGACCUAAGGCUCAUCUGGAAAAAGUUGGCGUCCGACCAAUUCACGAUUUGCCCGGUGUAGGUCAAAAUCUCCACAAUCACGUUGCUUAUUUCAUCAACUUCUACAUCAAUGAUUCGAACACGGCGCCCCUGAACUGGGCCACCGCCAUGGAGUAUUUACUGUUCCGAGAUGGACUCAUGUCCGGAACGGGAGUUUCGGCCGUCACGGCUAAAAUCAGCACCAAAUACUGCGAACGACCGGAUGAUCCGGAUGUACAAUUCUACUUCGGAGGUUUCCUGGCCGAUUGUGCCAAAUCCGGGCAGGUCGGUGAACUGCUCAGUAACGAUUCACGCUCAAUUCAAGUAUUCCCGGCGAUUUUACAUCCAAAGAGCCGUGGAUAUAUCGAGUUGAAUUCAACGGAUCCUCUGGAUCAUCCCAAGAUAGUCGUCAAUUAUCUGCAGGAAGAUCAUGAUGUGAAGGUUCUAGUUGAGGGAAUCAAAUUCGCUAUUCGUUUGUCCGAAACUGAAGCUCUGCAAGCCUACGGAAUGCAGCUCGACCGGACGCAUGUGACAGCUUGCAAGGAUCACGAAUUUGGAAUUCAGGAAUACUGGGAGUGCGCCGUCAGACAAAACACAGGAGCGGAGAACCAUCAAGCUGGUUCGUGCAAAAUGGGACCGCUGCGCGAUCCGAUGGCAGUUGUAGAUCACGAACUGCGGGUGCACGGUGUACGGAAUCUUCGAGUGGUGGACGCCUCGGUAAUGCCGAAGGUGACCUCCGGGAACACCAAUGCUCCGGUCAUCAUGAUUGCCGAGAAAGGCGUACAUUUGGUUCGUAGAGCGUGGGGAGCUCGCUAGGAGCUUCUCUUCGGUCGCUAUCGUUGCGAUACUUUUACUAGCAUUUAGGGCACGGAACUAGCCUUCACAAUUAAACUGAUUGCAAAUCUUUUGUUUAAAAUUCGAAAAAAAAAACUCAUUCUCAUUUCCGUUUUUUACUCUAUCGCUGUAAUCAUUGCUGUAUCGUGAACUUUCAUUGACAUACGUCAAACUUGAAAUGGAGACAAACUAGAACUGGGAUAUUGCAGAUUCAAGGUGCUUUAACGUGUUAUCAAGUCAUUAAAAGAAGGAAGCAAAUCGUAGUUCGCUGAUUCAUUGUCCUUUGAAUGCGAUAUUUAGGUCAAACCAGUUAUUGUUAUUGUUGUUAUAGCAUAAAUGUUUGGCGUAACUGAAAUCUAGCACUAAAGUAUCUGUUUUGUUAAAGUGCAAAAACUCCUUAUCUAUUCUCAAGCAAGCCAAUUAUUUUAAUCCACUAAUUUCGUAGCAUUCAGUUCAAAAUAAUUCAUUAGAAGGACCAGUGUUUAUAAUGUAAGGUAUUAUUAUGAAUACCUUUUCAAAUAGAUAUUAACUAUGAACUUCACCCGUAAUUUUCAAUAUUAAAUUCAUUAGUUGAAUGUAUUGAUUCAGUAUGCGUAAAUUGACAUUUAAAUUAUAAUA
Messenger RNA from Topomyia yanbarensis, 3062 nucleotides. RefSeq names its product glucose dehydrogenase [FAD, quinone] (gene Gld). The record is from RefSeq and is a predicted model, not a curated record. NCBI's taxonomy places the organism in Eukaryota, Metazoa, Arthropoda, Insecta, Diptera, Culicidae. The transcript is spliced from 6 exons. Gene Ontology annotation, molecular function: flavin adenine dinucleotide binding; oxidoreductase activity, acting on CH-OH group of donors. The coding region runs from base 603 to 2426 and encodes 607 amino acids.